AUAUUUAUUUGAAGCACAACUUUGUUGACACGCGAAACCGGAAGUGACGUUUCUACACAGCUCUACGGUGGCCGUUUUCACGCGCUGCUGUAAACCUGCUGCUUCUUUAUCAGAGAUAAAUGAAUUAACAGCAGAAACAAAGUCACAACAAACAGGUCAGGAUGAUCCGCAGGUCAAGGAUCAGUGUGCGGCCCAACGUGAAGCCCACAGGUAGAGCUGCAGUGACGUCUCGAGAAGCUCCUCGAGGAAACGAGGCUCCUGCUGACCUCGGGGCCAAUGUGGAAGUCAAAGAUGGAGCUCAGGAGAACGUCACAGAUGUCACAGAGGCUGCUUCUACUGUUCUGGCUGCAGAAACUAAUGAUAACACAGAAAGCCAGCGCAGUGAUGUGAUAGGCCAAUCAGAUCUGAGCUCGAACACAGUGGAUGUGGCAGGCCAAAGUGUGUCCACCAGCUCUUUAUCCAUGAGGAGAAAGCGCUUUAAUGUGCUGCCCAACCUCAGCAAACCCAGAAGUACACCAUCCUCUACCCUCACCCCAUCUAAGCUCCGUAAAUCUCCUGCCAGGCCCGUAACUACCCCUGAAAUACCCUCUGCCUCCACCCAUAUUGCUGCUGUUGUUUCUGAAUCACCUGAUAAACAUGAACCAGCUCAGGAACCUGCACCAGAACUGCUUUCUGUCUCUAUCAAAUCAGUUAGACCUUCAGCUCCCAAACUGCCCCCUUCGUCCGUCCACAGCACUUCAAGGACCUCAAGAUUUCACACUGAAACCACAAAAUCUUCUCCUGAGAAAGUCUCAUGUACCCCAGAAUCUGCCCCAGAGCUCCCCCAUGCUCCACUUGCCCCAUCAGAAGGCAAAUCAAAACGGAGGAAACCCAAACCUGUAACUUCAGCUCGGGACAAAAAAGAGACAUUGUCAUGCACAUCGGACAAAGCUGAGCCCCAGUCAGCCAAUCAGGAUGCAUCAGAAUCUUCUUGCCCCAGUAAAGAAGUUUGCUCACCUCUCUCUGCCUCGCUUUCUGAGUCACUGAACGAACCUGUUGUUCAGGAUGGAAGUGACCUCAGCUCUCCAGGGGAAAGUAAUAAACCGCAGCAUGUCCCCCUGGCCCUGAGGACCCUGAACGACCCAGUGGACCGUCUCAGGUUAGCACGGGCCAAAAAACUCAGAGAGCUUCUCAAGAAAGAGAUGAAGAAAGAAAAAAAGCAUCAGAGAUCACAGACGGGAAUCAGCAAGAGUAAAAAAACAAAAGAUCACACCAAAAUGACCAUGAGAGAGCUCAUCUACUAUCUGCCCUCUACUAACCCAAUGAAGUCCCACACGGAGGACGAGCAGAGAGCCGAGACGGAUUUUCCUCCCUCCCCAAACGCGGCUCCAGCUGUCCAACCAGUGACAGACGAGAACACAGCGGAGGAAGAGGAGGAGCGAGAAGAAGAAGGGGAGGAGGAGGAAGAACCGAUGCUGGCUCCCAGAGUGAAGGUGGCGGAGGACGGAUCUCUCAUCAUAGACGAGGAAAGUUUAACUGUACGGGUGCAGAGGAUGAAGGGACCGAAUCCGGUGGAGGAGAGAGAUCCGAUAUUCGAGCGCGGUUCUACCACCACCUACUCCAGCUUUAGGAAAGGCACCUACACUAAACCCUGGUCCAACCGAGAGACAGACCUGUUUUUCUUGGCCAUCAGCAUGGUGGGGACAGACUUCUCCAUGAUCGGACAGCUGUUUCCUCAUCGAGCUCGGACAGAGAUUAAGAACAAGUUCAAAAAGGAGGAACGAGCAAACUCCUGGAGAAUAGACAAAGCGUUCAAAGAGAAACGUGGCUUAGACCUCGAUUUCUUCAGUAAGCUGCUGGCGCAGAUCCUGAAAAAUGACGAAGAGACACGCAAAAAAAAGAAACGCACCUCUGAGAUGUCCAAGCUUCCUCGCCGGAGACCAGAAGAGAGGAAGAGGAUCUAUUCUUCGGAUUCGGAGGAAGAGAGUUCGAGCGGUGACGCUAUGGACGGCGAAAAGGAAAACGAGAUCGCGCGUAACGAUGGAGGGAGCAGCGCUACUCCGAAAAGGAGGAGAACGGAAGCAUCACAGAAAAGAACAGAACAGGAAGCAGAGGAAGAGGACGAGAGAUUCUCCGACGAAGAGACGGCGCUCGUUAACGGGUCGGACCCGGUAGGAGAAGGGGAAGCCGAGAGCUUCGGCGCGAAACCGCCGCGGAGACGGAGGAACGGAGGUCCCGUGGUGCGGAGAAAAGCUCUGGACACACACACCUCCGUCAGGGAGGAGCACACAAAGGAGUCAGACACACAUGAUCCUUCAGCCUCCGUACCAGAGAAGACGAGACACGAUCCCGACGUCGUCUCCUGUGGGUUGCAGGACUCCGAGAACGAGGAGGAACCCGACGUGAGCGUCAUCCAAGAGCACAUCCUCAACAAGCCGACCAGGUCAGGCCGGAUCCCCAAACUGUCUCAGCAGAUGAUCCGUGCAGCAGCAGAUGAAGAGGAUAACGAGGAAGAAGAGCAGCUUCCAACUCUCCCUCUUACACCCGACGGUCGGACUCGAGGCUCUCGGGCUAAACGGGGCAGGUUCUGCCCCCAACGGCAGGGCAAAUCCAGACUGCUUACCUUACGUGCCUCGGUCGCUGAGGAUGAGGAUAACGUUGAGGAGGAAUACGGUACAAAUCAGGAGGAAGAAAACUAUCCUAUGAACGCGGAGGAGGAAAACCAGGCCUUCGUGCCGAUGGGACUACGUUCUGUGAGAUCCGUGCAGUCUGAGGUGGAGGAAACCAUGGAGGAGUUGGACAUCUCAGUAAAUGUUCCCGACGUCCUGGGAAUUUCCCAGAAUGCCGUGUGCCCAGAAUCGUCCUGCGAGAGGGCGCUCGCCAGCAUGGGCUCGGUGCCCUGUGAGCAUCAGCUCGACCUGCUCGUUGGCGUGAUCGAUUUCCUGCCGCCGGACAACAUGGAAGUGUCUGAAGAAGCAGCAAGGACUCUUUUGACCAUCGGACAUUCGGCUGAUGUGACCCAAACUGGAGAUCUGUCCAACACAGGUGACGUCAUCAUUGUUGAAGAGUCAUCAACUCCCGUCCAGGAAGUUCUCAUGGAAACGAUGGAUCAAUCCGAGACAGUCGAAUUCUGUGACGUGGUGACCUCUGACCCUUCCUUUAGCAUCACCUCACAACCCGAUUCAGUUAGUAGCAUCAGUAUGGAAGCUCCAUCUCCUCUGCAGGACUUCGCCUUUACGGUGGAACCAAUCGGCUGUCAGGAAAGUAAACUUCUGUCGAUCGAAAUCCAAGCGGAGACCUCGAACGUCACCGUUCCAGAUCCGACGGCUUCGAAGACACGAAGGAACCAUCUGCCCGAACCCAAACCCAACCUGAGCAGAGCCUCUAACACCACCCAGAGGGGACCUGCAGGAGCGGUCGACAGUUCUACAGAAACCUGCAGCACUCCAGGAAAGCACGAGGCCCAAACAUCUACAGUGAAAGUCUUCAGUCCUGAGGAACCUUCUCGUCCACGAUCCGAGGAACAGAACUCAGAGGUUUGUAAAGAAAGGGAUAGUGACAAAACUGAAGCAUGUAGCCCUGUCGUGCUGAUGGGGAAAAAGAUGGAGGAUGGAGAUUCAGGACAAAGGUCUUUUGGAGAGAAUGUGAGAAAAGAAGAAACACGGCAAGCACACGGCGACUCCGAACCACGUUCUUCAGAUUCCGAGCACUCUGCGAGACCUUCUCAGCUAGUCAGAAGAUGUCGAGGACCCAGAGCCAAACCGAACCUGGUGCGAAGCGUCAGAACCGCACACGCCGUCACACACAUCCAGCAGAACCGUCCAGCAGUUCCUGAUGAGAAGCAAGCCGGUGCAAACAGGUGUACUGGCAUCCUGCUGCCAGACGAGGGCGCUAACGUCGGCCCACAACCAGGAACUCCGAACAACCCUUUAACGGUGAAUCCUGAUGAGGAACCAGAGGAACCUCCGAGAUCUUCGUGUGAAACCCUGACGUCUGACGAGCCAGUGUAUAUCCUCUCUCUUACUGAGGUCCUGCCCACUCUCGCAGAAAGGGCGGGGCUUGUGACUGAGUGUAUCGCAUUUCCUGCAACAUCAGGAAUGAUUUCUGAACCAAUGAAUGUCAUUGAAGAUGCCACUGCUGAUGUGGGAGGUGCAGGGCCAGAUGGAGAUCAGGUCAUCUCUCAGCUCCUCCCCGACGCUUUGAUUCCCGUCUCAGAGGAAGGAGACGCCGAGAAACGAGGGAAUGAAACGAGCAGAAGAAGGGAGGAGGAAAGCUCGAGCCAACUCAGAAGAAGAGAACAUUCUCCUUUAACUCAGAACAUGCCUGCUCCAGAGGGACUCGAUCAACCACCUGUAGAACAUCUAGCAUCGAGGUGCACGACCGAGGAGAACGUUAAGGAGGUGGACCGUCCUACUAAGAGGAGAACAUUUCCAGAAAGAGGCAGAAGAGGAAAACUGCAGCUGGAACCCAACACGAUUCAGAGGACAAACCGUGGUGACGAGACGAGAUCCGCACCCCCUUCAUCACGUGAGAUGAAGACGUCCGAGGAAACGGAACCACAUCCUGCGCCAUCGGAGAUCACGACUGCAUCGGCAUCGACAUCGACAGAAGGUCUAUCAUCAGCCAUAUUAGAAGAAGAAGAAGAAGAUGAAGCUUUAUCAUUAGCUGCUUCUCCUUCUCAAGGCAAUGUGGAAAACAUCAACUUUCCAGGAACAGACCUCGUGGAGCCUGGUGCCUGUGGGGUGGAGGUGGGGUCACAACCUGUCCAUCAAACACCACCACUGGCUUCAACCGGACCUCUGACGAGACCUGGUAGAAGACCUAAAGGUUUCCUGUCCUUCAUGUCCAGCGCAAACACACAGAGACCCUCGGAGUCCACCCGGCCCACCACCUCUAAACCUGCUGUCGUCGCAUCUCGUAGAGGGCGGAGACAAGCCACACCGUGCACCUCCACUCAACCUCCAGCUCUACCUUCAGCUUCACCUCAACCUUCACCGCAACCUCCACCUUCACUUUCACCUCCACCACUACCUUCAGCUUCACCUCAACCUCCACACGUGAGCUCGCACGCGCAGGCCUCGACGUCAAGCGAGAACCCGAGCGUAGCAGAAGCAAACGAAGAGCCCACGAGUGUCUCGGCAUAUUUCUUCAACGACAUCUUCACCGUAGUGGAGGAACAGGACGAACUGGACUGAGGACGCGGACGGACCAGGGACGCUUAGCUGAGAAUUAACACGGACUCGCUAGCUCUUAUUCAGCAGUAUUAGUGUGUUUGGUGUGAGACGUGAAUCAGGGAAAAACACACUCCUGUACACAUUUCUGUCUUUUUUUUUAAAACACUGAAUUUAGAUGAAGUCGCGCGAUCACGUGAUCAGUGCAGUGCCAGUUCAUGUGGAGUUCACUUUUACCUCAGAAUUCUACAAAGCACUGAUGUUUGUCCUCUUCAGCAGAUCAUUUUAUUUCACAUCAAUCGUGUUUACGUCUAAUUCUGUAAAUAUGUCCCAGAAUUUCAUCAUCGCCGUUUCAUUACCCACGAUGCCGUGCGGCCCGGCCCGUCUUAUCGUCCGUACGAUUCGCGUUUUUCUCUCGUCGCGCUUCUUCAAUUUCGUGUGGAGAAAAUUCACAAAUCAGAAAGUUGGGAGACUUUGUUUCUAUAGCAACGGCUCGUUGUAAUAACGGGACGUGUAAUCCGGGCACUCGGCACAUUUCAACAACUUGUGACGUCAUAACGGCUUCAUCAACCGACCAAUCAGAGGCUUUAAAUCCGACCAAUCAGAGGCUUAUCGCUCUUAUCCUCUUUUACAUGAUUAUUAGUAUUAUUUUCUUUCCAUCAGCUCGUUUUUUUCCCCCCUUUCCUUCUUUCUCGCCGUCCUUCCUUACUUUCAUUCGUUCCCAGAAUCACAGCGUCUUUAUAUUUUAGCGUCUUAGGAACUCGUGGGCGUGGCCUGUUCUCCUCAGUUUGUGGAGGAAACACUUUUAAAAUAGAAAUGAGGAGAAUUUGCGUAAGCGGCGUCGGAGUCACGACCAGUGCAUGGUUCAUCAUCACCGUGUUGCCGUGUUGUUUUGCCGGGUUUUCUGCAUACACACAGGUCACCUGACGUUCUGUCUCCGCUCAGCUUUAACACAGAUAGAGUUCUCCACAGGAAGAACGUCUGGAUGUGUGUAGAUGUCUGUGAUGCGAUCCUGCCUGUACAGUCCACGUUGUUUUAAUUUUAUAAUCUUUUGCAUUUUUCUUAUUGUUAAUGACACAAGCAUCAUCUGUAAAGUGCUAAUUAACACCAUGUGUAAAUAUGUUAAUAAACAUUUAUUAUGUGCUUUUAGUUAA
Tachysurus fulvidraco (yellow catfish) is the source of this 6304-nucleotide messenger RNA. RefSeq names its product transcription factor TFIIIB component B'' homolog. Gene Ontology annotation, molecular function: TFIIIC-class transcription factor complex binding. The record is from RefSeq and is a predicted model, not a curated record. Bases 162 to 5174 code for a protein of 1670 amino acids. Gene Ontology annotation, cellular component: transcription factor TFIIIB complex. The transcript has 28 exons. Gene Ontology annotation, biological process: RNA polymerase III preinitiation complex assembly. Lineage: Eukaryota; Metazoa; Chordata; Actinopteri; Siluriformes; Bagridae.